Anoplopoma fimbria (sablefish) is the source of this 794-nucleotide messenger RNA. RefSeq names its product FXYD domain containing ion transport regulator 11 (gene fxyd11). Gene Ontology annotation, molecular function: sodium channel regulator activity. Gene Ontology annotation, cellular component: membrane. Bases 78 to 290 code for a protein of 70 amino acids. The transcript has 7 exons. The record is from RefSeq and is a predicted model, not a curated record. NCBI's taxonomy places the organism in Eukaryota, Metazoa, Chordata, Actinopteri, Perciformes, Anoplopomatidae. Gene Ontology annotation, biological process: regulation of sodium ion transmembrane transporter activity.
ACUUUUGACCAGGCAGUGUCUUGGAACAUUCGCACAUACUCCUCUGUUUCUGAACCAUCAGCUCAGUUGUUUUGAAGAUGGGACAUCUCACUGUUGUGGCUGUUAUGGCAGUGCUCUUCACCCUUUUCAUGGAAGCUGAAGCAAACCCAUUUGCUUACAACUAUGAAAGGCUACGAAUUGGAGGCCUGGUCUGUGCCAGCUUGUUGUUUAUUGGAGGACUCAGCAUUAUAUUUUAUAACAGGUGCUCCACUAAGAACAAAAAAGUGGAAGAUGACAACAGUGAAAUCUGAUAUGGUGCCUGACAAACCGGUUGGGGCCAGGAAGAAGAGCUCAGAGGCAAGGGGCGGAGAGAUUUGGGCGUGUGGUGGGGGGUUUGGAGGAAACACACCAGCUCAGAUGAUUUAAUCUGUAAAGACCUGUGCAAACAAAAAAUAUACCACUGAUGCAAAGUGUGAAGGCAUGUAUCCAUUAGGCCCAUAUCUGUACUAAUAUGUUAAUUAUAGGUUCAUUUAUAUUCACAAAGAUGUUUAUCGCUGAAAACACAUGAACCUUCUCAACAUAUUUUGUCUGUUUCAAGGUUAGUUUAGUCAUUACCAUAAUGUUGUUUAUUGUUACUGAAAUAGUGCAUUAGUAGGAACAUAAUGUCAUGUUUAGUCAUUAUGGCCUGCUGUUGAUAACAUUGUUAGAUUAAUCAUGUGGUCAACUAUUACAACAUUGUUAAGAUUAGGGAAAAAAUGGUAAGAAACCUUUGGUGUGCACAUCCAAAAUGAAAAUAAAUGUCACUAUGUGGAACC